This is a messenger RNA of Micromonas commoda, 405 nucleotides long. RefSeq lists its product with no specific name. The coding region runs from base 1 to 405 and encodes 134 amino acids. Gene Ontology annotation, molecular function: peptidyl-tRNA hydrolase activity. Lineage: Eukaryota; Viridiplantae; Chlorophyta; Mamiellophyceae; Mamiellales; Mamiellaceae. The transcript has a single exon. The record is from RefSeq and is a predicted model, not a curated record.
AUGGCGACCGAGGCUGCCGCGGCGCCCUCCAACCCCUUCGUCCAGUACGUCGUCAUCCGUAAGGACCUCGGUCAGGGGAUGGGUUGGCCGCUUGGAAGCAUAUGCGCGCAGGCUGCGCACGCGGCGGUGGCUGCAGUCUGGGAGCAUAAGGAUCAUCCGGACACGCAGGCAUACUGCGCGCCGGAUGCUAUCGACGGCAUGCACAAGGUGGUGCUCGAGGUCAAGGGCGAGACGCAACUGGUCAAUCUGGGGAAGAAGCUCGAAGAGGCGGGCGUCGCGUACAAGUUGUGGUACGAACAGCCGGAGGACUACCCGACGUGCCUGGCGACGAGGCCGUACCGCAAGGACGAGGUAUCGGCGCUGUUCAAGAAGUGCAAUCUCGCGAAGGGACUCAUAGCGCAGUAG